AUGUCAACUAUAGCACCGUCAGAAGCUGGCUUUGAUGUCGCAUGGGCGGACAGUGAGCCGAUUAAGUCGCUGCCACUUGCGGACCAGAUCCCGCGGACUGCCCACGGCUUUAGUAACGUCAAUAUCGAUAUUCCAUUGGAUUCUCAGACCUCUCUGUCAAUGGAGCUCACACAUGAAGCUGACCCUUGCGAUCGUCCUCGCCCACGCGGCCGUUCUGCCGUGGCCAAAUAUGCUCAAGAUGGACAAAACAGUCUUCGACCGUACGAUUCCGACACAGAUACCGUCCCAGCUUCCCCAAACCGGAUUGAAGCCGCGAAGAAGAUCGUCUCGCCCCAGUCAAUCGAGUCCACGCACAGCCCGCGCAAACCGAUACCAUCCCCAUGGAAGACAACUCAACCGCGCGCACCAGUCUUCCAGACCGACCGUCGCAAAGAGGAACGUGAGAAACGGAAGUCGGUCCAAGGAAGCCUAUCGCCUACAAAGUCUUUGCGAAGCACGUACUUGACAAAGGACGCGAUCGAACCAGUCACCAGCGACAUCACUUCAGCGCCCGGGCUACCUUCACCUACGAAGCUUCCGCGCCAUCAAUCGAAAGCCAGUCUGCAGAGCCCAUCGAGUUCACCGGCACGGAGCAGCCCACGUGAGGCGGCUAUGCUCAAGAUACAGGUCUCACCCGCUCGAAGCAACUGGUCAAACGUACAGGGUCACGGAACAGCGUCGAAUGUGCAGGAUCUGGGAAGGGCACCUAGUGUUACACCCAGUGUGACAUCGAAUCAGGGCACCGAGUACCAUUCUGCACAUUCGCCGGUGAGUUCGCGCGACACCUGGCACACAGCCGAAGACCAUGACCUAGAGCCACCUUUUCUAAGUUUGGUAAGCGCUGAUGACUUUGAGCAGGACCAGCAUGGACAAACGAGCAUCCGGGGGAAAUCAACUUCUCAGCUUAACUCGCACUCACGUAGCAAGACUGAGUCGCAUGUCACGGGACAGAAGGUCAUCAGGCCUGCUGUACCGAAUCUCACCUUGUGUAUUCCGCACAAUAAGCAAUCAACGAACCACAAGCCACCGUUCAAAGCAGGGUCAGCAUCCAGCCCCAAUUCUGGCUCAUCAGUGUCGCCUACAAAACCUUCAUCGCGAAUCCCACGCGUCGCUCACACCUUCGAUGCGGGUACAAAGGCGUCGAACCUAAAGCUAUCUCAGUCUACCAAAUCGUUGAAAGAGGCAAAGGGCUCUAGCAUAAUCAACAACUUCGUUAACGAUAGUCUUCAAGAGAGGCUUGCGUCUUUUCUCGAUAGUGUCGAUCCAAGCAUCCAUCCGGAACACACGCCUUUCAUGGAGGAAGACAUGUUCAUCGACGACAACGGACCUUUGAGUGAACCGUCCUCGAGGAAGACGAGCAUAUCAACUGUGAAAGCUGUCACUACUGCUGCUAAGCAGGUGUUUGCGCACAUGGAUCAUGUUGAUGAGCUUGAAGCACGAGAGAAGGAAAGUGUGGUCAAAAAGGGUAUUUCAAUGAUAGAAAAAUCCAAUGUCGAAGCUCCUGAACCGAGUCUUGAAGUCGCAGGUCCUUCGAGCGAGUCUCGACAGCAGUUUCUUCACCCCAGACGCCGAAGUCACCAGGAAAUGCUGCAAGACCGACCUACAUCUGUCAGUGCUCAUUCGCUACGCUCGAAAGCCUCUUCGGAAUUACGGGCAACUGCUCCUGAAUUCUUUCCCCGGCUGAAAGAUGAACUGCGAGCCUCGGCUCAGGAUGCGAUGACCACACAGUGGAUGCAGCCCUACGUCCACAAUCUUGCCUUCGAUCCGUUCGCCCUGGACGCCUACGGAAUGCCUUGGUUCUUCCAUAUGUAUCCAGUCCAAAUUAAGCAUUUUUACAAAUCGCCGAAGAAAUACAAGACCAUGCCUCGUGGGCGCAAGCGGGGAGAUGAUUCCUUGUCCCCGAAGAAGCUUUCCCGCCCUGCUUUGAUUAACGAACCUCUUCCACAAGAAGGACAGAAAGGAACCGAGCAGGAGCCGGCGAAUGAUGCCGUAUCGCCAUUCGCAUCGCAAAUGGAUGAGAUCGCUCGCAAUACCGCAGGACACCAGAGCAGGGAUACAACGAGCCCGAUGCGUAGGAGAUUCAUGACAUUGCCUCCUCGCAGUGGUCGCCCUCUUCGCGAUGUUGGCAACGGACUUUACGAUACUUUCGGCCGCGGCCGCUUCCGCCCCGUCGGGAUGCCUAUCGAGGCUACUGCUCCUUUCCCUGACCCAAUUCCUCCUUCCGGUCGUAAGAAAUAUGUUGGAUAUGCCAUCGAGCGCACUCGGGAUGGUUGCGGGGUUGUAGACAUCGACCGUGCCGCCGAAUGGGUGGGCAAAGUCUGCAAUACUUGCGAGCCGGACCAUUGA
Didymosphaeria variabile is the source of this 2385-nucleotide messenger RNA. RefSeq lists its product as uncharacterized. Bases 1 to 2385 code for a protein of 794 amino acids. The record is from RefSeq and is a predicted model, not a curated record. The transcript has 5 exons. NCBI's taxonomy places the organism in Eukaryota, Fungi, Ascomycota, Dothideomycetes, Pleosporales, Didymosphaeriaceae.